This is a messenger RNA of Leptinotarsa decemlineata (Colorado potato beetle), 1183 nucleotides long. It is a transcript of the gene eIF6, whose product is annotated as eukaryotic translation initiation factor 6. Gene Ontology annotation, molecular function: ribosome binding. Lineage: Eukaryota; Metazoa; Arthropoda; Insecta; Coleoptera; Chrysomelidae. Gene Ontology annotation, biological process: cytosolic ribosome assembly. The record is from RefSeq and is a predicted model, not a curated record.
GUACACUGUGUUGGUACCAAAUAACAGAACAGAAGGAAAACUGGUCAUAUCCGCCACGCAGUUAGCACCGGCUGUACAAAAGAGACAGACAAUAAUAAGAUUUAUUUAUACAGGGUUCAUUCAUUUAGUUUCUGGGAAUUCUGAUUUCGAUUGGUUUUGAAAUUUUAGGUUUUCAGUUUUCACUUACUUGUGUUGAACUUUAUAAAAUGGCGUUGCGUGUACAAUUUGAAAAUAAUAACGAAAUAGGAGUAUUUUCUAAGUUAACGAAUUCCUAUUGUUUAGUAGGAAUUGGUGGUUCAGAAAAUUUUUACAGUACUUUUCAAUCAGAGUUGGGGCAAACGAUUCCAGUAAUUCACACAGCACUAUCUGGUUGUCGAAUAAUUGGUAGGAUGUGUGUCGGAAAUAAACAUGGAUUAUUAGUGCCCAAUUCAACCUAUGAUUCAGAACUUCAACACAUCAGAAAUGCUUUACCAGAUUCUGUUCAUGUACAAAGGAUUGAAGAAAGAUUGUCUGCUUUGGGAAAUGUGAUUGCCUGUAACGAUUAUGUAGCCCUGGUUCAUCCAGACUUAGACACAGAAACAGAAGAAAUCAUAGCAGACACGCUCAAAGUAGAAGUUUUCAGACAAACACUAGCAAGUAAUGUUUUGGUGGGAUCGUAUUGUGCUCUGAACAAUCAAGGUGGUUUGGUACAUCCAAAUUGCAGCAUAGUGGACCAGGAAGAACUAUCCUCAUUACUUCAAAUUCCAUUAGUGGCUGGAACAGUUAACAGGGGUAGUCAAGUUAUUGGAUCAGGAUUAGUUGUAAAUGAUUGGUGUGCCUUUGCUGGAAUGGACACAACUUCUACAGAGCUUACAGUUAUUGAAUCGAUAUUCAAAUUAAAUGAUGCUGUUCCCUCUACUAUCACGUCUGAGAUGAGAGCAAGUCUUAUUGAGAGCAUGUCGUGAUUAUUGGAAUUGUAAUUGCCAGUUUCUACCAUCAAUUAAAAUUCAAUGGUCAACAACUUUCUCUUUUCCGCAGAACCACCAAAUUUUUAUAUAUUCGAUUCAAUAUGUAUAAAAUGUUUCAAAUAUUUAACAUCUGUAAUAUUAUACUUGUUUUUAUCAUAAACACAGUUGGUUCCAGAAUUGUGUUAACUACUUGAUUGAACUUUAACCUAAUGUAAAAUAUAUGGAAAAUGACUUCA